Acanthocheilonema viteae is the source of this 225-nucleotide messenger RNA. Lineage: Eukaryota; Metazoa; Nematoda; Chromadorea; Rhabditida; Onchocercidae. The record is from the annotation of a GenBank genome assembly.
AUGGGUCGGUCGCUUGGUCGUUUGGUUGAUGACAAAAUCACCGCGACGGCCCUGAGGGGUAAAACCUUUAACGGUGUUAUUACUUUCUCAGCAAAUGGGCCAUCUUUCCCCGCCCAUUUCAACCCGAAUCGACUGAUCGUUGAUGAUGAUGAUGAUGAUAAUGAUAAUGUUGGAAAGAUCAAAAUGAGUUGGAUGGAUGAGAUUGAUGUGUUCUGGCCUCGAUGA